This is a messenger RNA of Thlaspi arvense, 3736 nucleotides long. NCBI's taxonomy places the organism in Eukaryota, Viridiplantae, Streptophyta, Magnoliopsida, Brassicales, Brassicaceae. The record is from the annotation of a GenBank genome assembly.
CCCUCCUCCUCAGUGAGAGACCAAAGAAAAAGCCGAAGCACACAGAGAGAGAAAGGGAGAGAUUCUCCUAGUAGUGUGGCAUUGAAGCUUGAAGAGCAAUGUAUCCUACCGGUCAGCAGAUAUCGUUUCAGAACACCCCUUUUUCUGCUCAAGACCCAUCAACGAUGAUGCUUAUGGAUCCAAUGGAAACAACUUCACCAGCUUCAAGAGAUGAAACCCAGAACGGAGGAGGGAUAUCUCAGGCCGAGUUUGCUAUUUUCAACUCCAAGAGGCUUCAGUCUGAUCUUGAAGCCAUGGGCAGCAAACUCAAACAGCACGAGGAUAAUCUCAACUUUCUCAAGUCCCAGAAGAACAAACUUGAUGAAUCAAUCAUCGAUUUGCAAGUUCACAUGAGCAAACUUCAUUCAGCGGAUACUCCUGGAACCGUAAAUCAUCAGGGUGAAGAUAUCAAUGAACAGAUCCUUCGUCACGAGAAUUCAGCUGCUGGAGUUUUAUGCCUGGUUCAGUCUCGUCAUGGCACGCAGGCUUCACAGUUGAUGACGAUAAAAGGUGUUGUUGGAGUUGUAGCGAAACUCGGGAAAGUCAAUGAUGAAAAGCUGAGCCAGGUUAUGGCGGAUUAUUUAGGGACUCGCUCGAUGUUGGCACUUGUAUGCAAGGAUUACGACGGUGUUAAGGGUUUAGAGAUUUAUGACAACCAAGGCAACGUUGAUAGAAAUGCUGGCCUUCACGGGCUUGGCUCUUCCAUUGGUAGAACCAUUGAAGACCCUUUUGACGCCAUCUGCCUUGAAAGCCUGAGACCGUAUCCUGGCCGGCACAUAGCUGAUGAUCCGCAAAGAAGGCUUGAUCUUCUGAAACCAAAACUGCCUAACGGCGAGCAUCCUCAUGGGUUUCUCGGUUUUGCUGUGAACAUGAUACACAUCGAUCCAGCUUACUUGCUCUGUGUCACGCCAUAUGGGUAUGGUCUUCGUGAGACCUUGUUCUACAGUGUCUUCUCUCGCCUUCAAGUUUACAGAACAAGGGUUGAUAUGAUGAAUGCACUUCCUCUCAUAAGCGAUGGUGCUAUAUCUUUGGAUGGAGGAAUCAUGAGAACAGGCGGGAUCUUCACACUUGGAAGCCGUGAUGCGGUGAGCGUGAGGUUUGCAAAGCCAGCUGCUUCACGCGCUAUGGACAAUUAUAGUGAGGCGGAGAGGCAAAUGAAAGAGCUGAAAUGGAAGAAGGAUAAAAUGAUAGAUGACAUAAAGCGAGAGCAAGUGCUCCGUGACCAUGUCACGUACCAAUUUUCCAAGAAGAAAGAAGAGUUUGUUAAAUUCUUGGCUGAGAGCUCAUCCACCAAUCAGGAUAUGAUAUCACCCAGAUGAUAAGAGAGCAAGUAAAGAAGCAUGGAUCUUUGAGUAACAGUAGUGACCUGUGCUUCUAAAGGAACCCUAUUUUGACUUAGAACUUGCUUUUAAUAAAUCGCAUCCUGUUUUAGUUGAAUGUUUUUCCUGGAAGGCUUGGUUUAGACCGGUUAGCUUUUGGUUAUGUGUAUCUAGACUUAAUUUGUUUUGGUUUUGACUUAGCCGUGUACAUUUGAUGGAUAAUUUGUUCUCUAACCUCGUCGAGGCUUUCUAAUAUAUAUAAUAAUCUUUCUAUGUACAAUAAAGAAAACUAUACACAGAACCAUCAAGUGGAACCAGAAGCAACCUUGAAAAAAGAUUUUUGCCAAAACCUGGGAAUUAUACCGAAAGAUGGAUCAUAGCUUAUUCUCUCAGGUCUCAAUCAAAUCCCUAAGAUCCACCUGCUUCUUCUCCUUGCUCCAUCACAUUGGCUUCUUCAACAACAUCGUUAUCCAAUGCCUUUCCCUCGUCUAGUUUUGGAGGGAUUAAUGAAGCAAUGCUGAUUUGUGUACUUCUCUUCUUGGCUUCUGCUUCUUCCAACUCUUUAGCCUUUGCCUCCGCUUUCAAUCUCUCUUUCUCAUCCAUAAGUUUCUGCAGAUCAUCCUCUCUUCCUCCUUUCCUCAGCUCUUCUUUCACAAACUCCUGCACUUCCUCGCUCACCCUGACCGUUUCGUCGUCCAGCAUCUCGUCCACAAUCUUAAGCAUCUCGUCGAGUCUCCCAGCUUCACUCAACGCCCUCAUGAUGAACUUGUAAGCCUCGUCGUCCAUCUUGAGCUUGCUCACCAUCAUAUCGAAGAAGGACUUUGCCUCGUCGAGUCUCCCGGAUUUAACCAACUGAUCUUGCAACCGGUUAUACACAGCCAAGUUUGGUCUUAGACUCGACUCAACCAUCGUUUUGUAAUACGCAGCUCCUUCGUCUAUCUUACCUUCCUUGAAACAAGUAUCCAUCAACAAACCAUAUGUGUACUCAUCAGGCUUCACCUUCUUCUCCUCCAUUUCACCGUAAAGCUUCUCGGCCUCGGCCAACUGUGCGUUGUCACACAGCUGAUUCAUCAGAUUGUUGAACGAUAAAGUAUCAGGACUACAGCGAAACUCACCCAUUUGCCUAAAAACCUCCAUAGCUUCCCCAAACCUUCCUUCUGCGCAAUACCCAUUAACAACCACAUUGAAACUUCCCAAAUUCAAAGCCAAAAGCUUUGGUGGAUUGUGUUCCUUUUUCAUCGCAUCAAACAACUUCAAAGCCUCGUCGAACUUCCCGUUCUCGCUCAAAGCCUCCAGCACGUAAUUAUAAGCCAUAGCGCUCAUCUUAACCUUUGAGUUCUCUCCGAUAGCUUCUUCAUAACACUCCAUGGCUUCUUUCUCCAUCUCUUUCAUGAAAUAUCCUUUCAUCAAUUGCCCAUAAACCACACCAUCUUCAACAAACCCACCAAGCUUCUCCUUCAGCUCCUCAUAAAGCUUGAAAACACCAUCGGCAUCAGAACUCUUCACACACCCAAUCAUCAGAUAGCUGUAAACAACAGGGUCUGCAACAAAACCUCUAACGCCCAUAUCUUCCUUAAUCUCCAUAGCCUUCUCGAGAUUGUCAUUAUCAACUAAACCCUUAACCAGAAUCCUAAACGUAGCAAUAGAAGGAUUCAUCGGCGCACCAUCUAUGAACAGCUUGUAAUGUUCCAGAGCAACUUCGGGUUUUCUAACAUCAAGAUAAGCCUGGAAAAUCAAGUUGUAUGUGAUGAUAUUAGGGGCGAUACCAGCUUGAUUGAUGAAGCCAUGUAAUUGCAGAAGUGCCCCGUAUUUGCCUUGCCGGAGCUGCGCCGCCAAAACGGCGUUCACGGUGAAAAUCGUCGGACGGCAAUUCGAGUACACAGAGUGACGAGUGUACAGAGCGGCUUCUUCCAGAUCGUUCUCGCGGAUCAAUUUCAGGAUAUGGUUGUGGAGAUCGAGGCGUUUCCCGGUGAGAGCCGACACUGAUUCUGGCAACUUCGGGACAUUUGGGUUCUGGAUAGGCCUAGAGAUAUGAGGUUGCUGCUGUUGUUGCGGGGAUCUGUUAAAUGAAUUAAGCGGAGGCUCCAUGCGAAGACGACGCUUACGACGGCGACGUUCCGCGGCGGCCUCUUCCUGCGUCGCGAAAGACAUGUACCGGACGGCGAAAAAUGGCGGCGGAACACGAGGGCGGUAGGCUCUCGCGAUUGUUUGCAGGUGGUUCAAAAAGGCGGCUUUAGAAAUCGACAUGGUUGAAAUGUUCGUUCUGGAGAUUUCUCAGUGGGAGUGGAAAAAAUGUUUCUUUGAGAGAAAAUGGGAGAUAGGGUUCUACUUGUUAGGGUUUUAGAAGAGUUUUGGGGUUUGGCGACGAUGAAGUUGUG